This is a messenger RNA of Cryptomeria japonica (Japanese cedar), 1304 nucleotides long. Its product is annotated as thioredoxin-like 3-3. The record is from RefSeq and is a predicted model, not a curated record. NCBI's taxonomy places the organism in Eukaryota, Viridiplantae, Streptophyta, Pinopsida, Cupressales, Cupressaceae. The transcript is spliced from 6 exons. The coding region runs from base 503 to 907 and encodes 134 amino acids.
AAUCACAAAUUAAAUGUUUUUCCUAUUUGCUCUGCAUAUGAAAGUUGAUCCAUUUUAGAGAACUUAUCGUGCUCAAUACAGGAAUAAAUUGAAACUCACAACAUACUGAUUUUAUCCUAGAAGAAAACUUCCUGUGCGGAUAAAAACCAGUCUCGUAUUGAGUGUUGUAGUGGUGGCAAUUUCCCUCUAUACAAAAUUUCUUUAUAACUCGGAAAGAGAGGAUCACAGCAGGGUUUCGUAACAUUUUGCCUGCAGACUCUGCCCAUUUUUUCUCAUCAGCAUCGGUGACAGGACAACACAAAUUUGUGCAGAAUCUUGAGCUAAGUUUUUUGCACUUCAUCAAUUAAAGGCCCCUAUGCAGCUCUUUGCCAAACAUGCAUACAAUAUUGACUACAGUUGAUGUGCAAACCAUUUGAGCCAACAAAGGAGUGGUCAGUCAGAGCAGAGGAAGAGUAGUUCCGAAUGGCUUCCAUUAAUACUCACGUGCCAUACUUUUGUAUAAAUGGACACAAGUAACUCGUCAAAUGAGAGUGGAAGUAAAAAGGGUUUGGAAGGCACAGGGUUGUCCCUCCCUGUGAAUUUACAUGGGAACCUAAAGAGUGUCCAUGAUGACAAUGAGCUUAAGGAAGUCUUCAAGCAUCUCAAGGCCACCAAGACUCCUGCUAUAAUUAGCUAUGGAGCUUCCUGGUGUUAUGUUUGUAGGGAUAUACUUCCUACCUUCUGCAAUCUCAGUAAUGAGUAUCCAAACUCUGUAUUUGUCUAUGCUGAUGUUGAUGAGUGCCCAGAAGUGACAAAAGACGUUAGAUACACACCAACAUUUCGAUUUUUUCGGGAUGGAGAUGUAGCAGAUGAAUUCUAUGGUGCUGGCCAGCAAAGGCUACGUGAUCGAGCAUGGUUGCAUUUUUAAGUUUUUAAGAAAACAUCUUUCUUUCAAAAUUAAAAACUCUAAGCAAUAUACCUCCAAGAAAAUUAUCUUCUGAAGCUGUUUAUAAUCAGUUUCAAGAAGUCAAAUGGUCAACUCUUCAGAGUUGCAACUAGCAAAUUUAUUAUGCAAGUUAAGCAUAUGUUUGGAAGUUGAUGACCUAAGACCAAAAGAUGCUCUAUGUCUGUAUCAAGAAGAUUAGAAUGCCAUUUUUCAAGUAGGUUUUGUAAAUCUACUCUAAGAUAUUUGAACUUGUCAUCUUCAUUUCAGAGAUGGGUAUGAAACUUCUAACUUUGACAGUAUGUUGGUGGUAUUCACUGUGAAAAUACGAGAGGCAUAGUUGUAAAUUUUUUUGAAGUAAUGAUUGCUGGUUGCUUGAAUA